Molecule: messenger RNA, 5313 nt
Organism: Cololabis saira (Pacific saury)
Lineage: Eukaryota; Metazoa; Chordata; Actinopteri; Beloniformes; Belonidae
Gene: ttc7a
Product: tetratricopeptide repeat domain 7A
Biological process (GO): phosphatidylinositol phosphate biosynthetic process; protein localization to plasma membrane
Cellular component (GO): plasma membrane
Molecular function (GO): protein binding
Source: RefSeq, a predicted model, not a curated record
UUCAUGUCCCGCAAAUGUCAACUUUCCAGAGAGAAAAUGAUGCUGCCAAAUCUCUGUUCAAGAGGCUGGAGAGCGCGGUCACUCCCAUCGUGUCCGGGGAGUACAGCGUCCAGCAGCGGGAGCGCAGCAUGGCGGCACGGGUCUCCUUCAGCCAGCCCCGGCUGGGGCUCGGGCCCGGCUCCGGCUCCGGGCCCGGGGCAGAGCUGGAGCGGUUCCGGGCCGAGUGCCAGUGGGGCCGCGUCCUGGCGGCCGUGGAGACGAUGCGCGCAGCGCGCAUCCACGACGACGAUGAUUACGGGGCCCUGCUGACGGCCGAGGCGCUGCUGGAGGAGUGUCUGCUGGAGAACAUGGAUCUCCUACGGCGCUCCGUUCCUCUGGUGGACACCGAGCAGCCCAGGCUCUCCAAGGCCAAAGGCCACCUGAACGCCAUCCUGAGCCACGGCCAUCUCCCGCCCCGGUACCUGAACGAGGCCCUGCUGCUGAUGGCCAAGGUGCACUACGUGCAGGGCCGCUACCGCGACGCCCAGGGCAUGUGUGCCAGGGUGGGGCUGGAGGAGCUGACGCAGGACGACCAGCCCACCUACCACCUCCGCCUGCUGGCCGAGGCCUUCAUCAUUAAAGGUCUGUCUCUGGACCACCAGACCGUGUCCACCGUGUCCCGCGUCCGUCUGUCGGAGAGGGAGGAGGAGAGUCUGUCCUGCUUCCUCCGGGCCUGCGACGCCGCUCUGUGCUACCUGCAGGAGCUGGACAAGGUAGUGACCACACCUCACGCGAAGACCUUCAGAGCCAGUCUAGCUUCUUCCCCUGUGGACGUCGACCUGGGCUACUUCCUGCAGGCGGCGCUGCAGAGCGCCUACCUCUGUCUGCUGCAAAGAGGUCAUCUUGCGCAGGGUGCUCACCAGUUACGUAGAGUGCUCAGGGUGGUGGAGUCCCGAGGGUCUCAGAGCUUCAGGAAGUGUGCAGCCAUGAAGCUGGCGGAGGUGCUGUUGAGCUCGGUGAGUGAGGACAGCUACUGGCCCCCGCUGGGCCCCCCACCGCCGGUCUGGCUCCACAGGGAGGGAGCCGCCGCCUCCAAGGACGCCAUGUACCCCACCGUCAAGCCGCCGCAGCGCUACGGCACGGAGGGAUCCUUAUGUCCACAGGACGUGGUGGAGGAGGCUGUGUUGCUGUUGCUCAUCACGGAGUCAAUGGCCAGCGGGCAGGCGGUGAUCAGCCGUCUCCCAGACCAGGCCGAGGCCCGCCAGACCAGCCUGCAGGAUGCCACCUCCGUCUACGACCUGCUCACCAUCUGCAUGGCCAGGAGGGGGCAGUAUGCCAUGCUGUCUGAGUGUCUGGAGCGAGCCAUGAAGUUUUCAUUCAACGAGUUCCACCUCUGGCACCAGCUGGGCCUGUCACUCAUGGCGGCCGGGAAGGGGGUUGGUGCUGUGUCUGUAUUUAAAGAGUGUGCCAGGAUGAGACCGGAGGAUCCUUCGUUGCCGCUGCUUGCUGCUAAAAUCUGCAUCGGUCAACUGCAUUGGUACAAGGAAGCGGAGUCCCUGUCCCGGAGUGUGCUGUCCAUGGGGGAGGACGCGGGGGCGUUUCUGCCCAGGGCCUACCUGGCGCUGGGACUGAGUCUCAGCCUGCAGGCCUCCGAGGCAACUCUGAAAGAGGAGCGAAACGAACUCAACAGAAAAGCUCUGCAGGCUCUGAACAAAGCUCAUUCAUUAGAUGCUCAGGAUGCUCAGAUUUCCAUGUACCUGGCUCUCCAGUUGGCCCUUGUGCGCCAGGUGUCGGCAGCUAUGGAGCCCCUGCAGGCAGCGUUGUCUCUCCGCGAGGAUGACUUGCACUCCCUCCACCUGCUGACCCUGCUGCUCAGUGCCCAGAAGCAUCACAGUCAUGCCCUGGACACCCUGGGCCUGGCCCUCAGCCAGCACCCCGACAACUUCAAUUUGCUGUUGACGAAGGUGAAGCUGGAAGAGGCGAUGUUUGGCCCGGCUGCAGCCCUGCAGACCUGCGAGGAGAUGCUGCAACGCUGGCAGAGCUGCUUGGAUCUCAGCCGCUCCAGUGAGACGGAUGACAGCAGCAGCAUCCAGCAGGCUGAGAGGACGGAGUCCAGCCCCGGCGUGAGGAAAACCUCCCUCCACCUCAACCUGCCCGACUUCCAGGAGGCCUCCACGGGUUCUCCUAGCUUGCCAUCGGUGGCCGUGUCCCGUCUGGAAGCGGCGCUGUCCGAGGUGUCCGACCUGAGCUCGGCGCGGCGCCAGGGCCCCCCCCACCUUCAUGUGGACCACUGGAGCACCAUUUGGCUGCAGGCCGGGGAGCUGUUCAUGGCAGACGGCCGGCUCAAGGAGGCCCAGUUCUGCGUCGCCGAGGCCAGCUCGCUGUCCCCGAACUCCCACUCCGUGCUGCUGCAGCGGGGUCGCCUGGCCGAGCUGCGCGGCCAACUGGACGACGCCAAGGGCCUGUACGACGAGGCGCUGGCCAUCCACCCGACGGGGGAGAGAAUUCUGGUGCACAUGGGGCGUUUGCUGGUGAAGACCGGGCGUGUCCACCUGGGGGAGAAGGUGCUGCGGGACGCGGUGCAGAUCCACAGCACCUCCCACGAGGCGUGGAGCGGCCUGGGCGAGGCCCUGCAGGCCCACGGCUCCGGCCAGGCCCCGGACUGCUUCCUCACGGCCCUGGAGCUGGAGGCGUCCUGCCCCAUCCGGCCCUUCUCCACCAUCCCGCGGGAGCUCUGACGGGACCGGAGCAGGUCAUCGCUGUGCUUUAAAUCAAGAGUUUAUUUUAAUUUAUCUUUCUCUGUUGUUUUAGGAGAUGAGAAAAUUAGUUCUAUUUUCAUAUCUGUUAAUAAAAUACAGUAAAUACAAGCUCACAUCAGCUCAGCACAAAGCCUGCUGUCAAACAACAGCACAAGGUCGUUAUGCAUCUUAUAUGUUUUGUGUUUGAGUGCGUAAAUGUAAAUGUCUGCUACAACACAACCCUGCCACUUUAUUUGAGGUUGAUUACGUCUGAAAAGUACGGAAAAGUAUUAGGGCCAUGCAGGACAAAAAAUAUUUGAGAGAGGAAGAUUUUUUUUUAUUGUGCACUUCGAGAAAAAAGUCUAAAUGUCGAGAUUAAUGUUGAAAUACCAUUUCAAGAAUAAAGUCGAAAUGUCGAGAUUAAUGUUGAAAUACAAUUUCAAGAAUAAAGUCGAAAUUUCGUGAAUAAAGUUUUCGACAUUUCAACUUUUUUCGAGACAUUUCGACUUUUUUCUCGAUAUUUCAACUUUUUUCUUCGAUAUUUCAACUUUUUUCGAGACAUUUCGACUUUUUUCUCGAAGUGCAUAAUGAAAUAAAAAUCUUCCUCCUCUAAAAUAUUAUUUUUAUCUUUCUCCUGCCUGGCCCUAAUCCUCUUCCGUAGAAAAGUAUCUCGUUCGACGAUUGUGCAGAUUUGUCGACUUAUACUGUAUCACUGCAGAAUUGUCCAGAUUUGCCUUUUUUUCUUUGUUAAUCACCAUCCAUUUCCGUUAUAUUUAAUCUACUGUCGUGCAGAAAUGCAUCGUGCAAUGACGUAACAGCAGGUUCAAAGGGGACUGGAAGGGUGGCCCUUCAACUCCGAAAACCAAGCUGGAGGCAACGAACGUGUAAAAAAAUGUUGCUUAAAAUGCUGCUUUUGUUCGACAUUCCCACGAUAUUUGGACCAAAACAUGUCACAAGCCUUUAAUUCAUAGUUAAACAUUUCCUCUGCAAGUAGCCGUCUUCAAACGUGCACUAUUGAUCUGACAGCGUGUCGGAUUCACGGGAGACGAGGCCUGGCAGCUUCACCACCGUUAACGACCAAAGCAUGAAACCGUCCUCCUCCGGCUGCAGGUGGUUUUAGGUGUGACCACUUCAAUAACGAGUGUUAGCUCCGUUACGGUUCACGGCGAUGGCCAGUACUCGAGUUGUUAAAAAAAAAUCAGGGGGGAUGGUGCAUUUUAUCAUAUGGGGACAGAUAAUUUGUGCUGAUUACAAAUAAUAUAAUAUAUUACAAAUAAUAGCAGUGACCAAAACACCUGCAGAAAUACUGCAGGAAUGACAUAGCAGCAGUUAAAUGCAGCCUUCUGUAAGCUUUAAAUAUCCACUGGGCUUACGUCAAAUACAUCAAAACACAACAAUAAAAAACACUUUUCUGAACUUAUCAAUAUGACUCUGUCCUUCACAGGAUAAGUAAAAUGGAUCACUGCAAAAACUCAAAAUCUUAACAAGAAUAUUUGUUUUAUUUCUAGUUAAAAUGUCUCAUUUUAGUAAAAAAAUCUCAUUACACUUAAAACAAGACUCAUCACUGGAAAAAAACAACAAUUUUCACCUGUUUCAAGUAUAUUUUCACUUGAAAUAAGUAGAAAAAUCUGCCAGUGGAACAAGAUUUCUUUGCUUGUAAUAAGAAGAUAAAUUUUGUCCCGCUGGCAGAUUUGUCUACUUAUUUCAAGAGAAAAUUUACUUGAAACAGGUGAAAAUUGUCAAAUAAGUUAUUUUUCUGGUGUUAUUUUUCUGGUGAUGACUCUAAAUGUUGAAAUAUCAGUAAAACCACAUUCAUUGAUGAAAUGACAUAAGGGAUGGAAAGGGGGGAUGGCAGUUUUACAGGGGGAUGAUUUUGACCGUUUUUAUUCAUCCCCCUCAACUCCAGUACUGGCGAUGGCAACUGACAGAUUUCAUCCAAUCACGUGCUUCGUACUAUUUUAAAACCCAAAGUCAGGUCUGGCUUGAACUCUGAAGUGCGUAUCGAUGGAUCGUCUGGCUUUGCUUCGGCCUUAAUUUGUCAUGUGACCUGAUUUCAGAAGAAACGUGGAGAUUGCAUCAUUAAAUAAAUAAAUAAAUAAAUAGGAACACAAUCCUGAUUUUUCUUUUUGAUGGUUUUCCCUAUAAUUAAAAAAUAAUGAUGAAAUUAAAUAUUUUCACCUUGGAACUGUCGUUGCUGUUUUACAGGAAUGUAGUGCAGCAGUUAUAUCAGGAUGAUAUGAUUUAAAAAGUCAUGUUGGAGUAAUAAACACCAGUAUAAUCCACCAUUUCUCUUAUUCAUAACACAAUGCAAUCCUUUACAGCCACGUUAUGUAAUAACUUAACAGGGGCAGCAGAUGCGAAAGUUAUUAAAUUAUGUUUAUAACUGGGUUUUUGAGCAAAAAAGGGUUAUUGAAGCUCUUCUCUAAAUUUAGGUAUCUUUCAAGUACAAAUUAGGUCACAAUUAGAUUCAUUCCUGGUUUAUUGAUCCCCAAAAAACUAUAUUGAAACAUUCCUCGUCUGUUUAUAAUAAGCUAUCAGUUGAAGAUUAUGUGUUUUUCUUUGCCAUUGAUAUUUAAAAUAAAGUACUGUAACUUUC